Molecule: messenger RNA, 19023 nt
Organism: Porites lobata
Lineage: Eukaryota; Metazoa; Cnidaria; Anthozoa; Scleractinia; Poritidae
Source: the annotation of a GenBank genome assembly
AUGCUCGUUAACCAAAGUGCUAUUUUUCUGCGGGGACAUGCUGUAUCGUCUAUGCAAGCAAUAUGAUCAUGUCAUAAUGUUGUCAAAGAACCAAUCUGCACACUUCCCUGGCAGUCACUUGAUCAACUUAGGUGCAAAUAGCUGUAAAUUAAUCAACCAUGGAAUAAAACCCUUGGGUCAACAAUAAAUUCAACGUUGGUAGUGUUGGCAUAAUCCACUAAUUUUCCUGCGAUUUUAGUACUCUUCCAGCCCACUUCAGGUUACUGUGAAAUACACUUCUACUUUGAAAUACACUCUGAGAUCACUGAGAUACAUGUGCGUGGGGUUAUUAACCGAUAGAAUUAAUAAUAAAUUGGAAAAAUGUAAUUUUAUUAAUGAGCAUGCGCUGAACCCUGAACCUGUCCCUUUUAAUUUAGAAAUACAGGUCAUAUAACUGCAUGUACUUAAUAAACAAAUCCAGCUAGUCAUUAGAACAGGAUUUGAACCUCUGGAAUGCAAUUCAGCCACACUGACUGAUGGUAGCCUGCGUGUCAUCACAGAUGUAAUCUAUACCCCCAGUUAGUAAAGUCUGCGAAGCAGCACCAGGAUUCUUGUUCUGACCCCCAACAAAUUUCCCUUCAACCUGAUUGGCAAAUGGACGAUGUCAUCUAUGGACAGGCCAAUAAUGGCGCAGUCUCAGAUCCUGAGGUUCAGUUUUGUCUGUCACACAGGCUGCAAUCCACCUGUAGGAUUGGUUCCGACGCGUUCCAUUUUUCCUUAAUAAUAUAGUCUGAGUGGUCUCUAACCGGUUGGUCCGGUAUAAUGGAAAGCACCCCAGAACUAAGUGAACAACACAAAUUAAAAGAAAGACUGUGAACAACGCAGACAGGAAACUGACGCAAUGGACGCGUCACCUGGAACAAGAGUACGCGUCUGUGCUGACGAGUGUCCACGUCAUGAAAAGAUUUUUCUUUGUAUAAAUUCACUGUGACAGCUUUGCUUUUUGGGGGAAUUGUUGUGAAAAACAAAGCAAAUCCUCGUAUAAAAAAGCAUGGUAGUUACUCAUUCUAAGGAACUUUUCAUGAGGGAAUUUGACCAUGAUUAAUCGAGAUAAAUUUGGCGACGUGCAGGGUUUUCGUUUGUAAAAUAAUCGUUUGGCAUCCUAGGUUUUAAAUGUACAGUGAAACCCCACCUUGCGGCCACCUCGGUAAUACGGUCACUUCGUUUUUAGGGCCACUUUGUUUUGGCCGCCUGGCAAAACGGCCAUAUAUUUUCUUGAAAAAAAAAGAACGCUUGUUAAUACGGCCUAAUCUUUUUGGCCCAUUGGUGAUCGUAUAUUAACGGGGUUCCACUGUAAUUGUAAUUCUACAAAUGCAUGUUCUUACUCCUGAAGAAAUAUCAGAAUUAGAACCUCUUAUUAACGACCACCUAUUCUAAGCGACUCACGACCACCUUUUGACCUGAUAGCUUCAAGGUUUCCCUUGUUUUUAACCUCUUGUAAGUAACUAGUGGACAUAUAGUAUAUAUAAACUCUUUGCUCGCUGUAUGUACUACGCCACUCAGAGUGUACAUAAAACUUUCAGUGACAACAUGCAUUUACAAGUACACCAUUUAUAUUAGAGACCUUUAGCAUCAGGUUUUUCAUGGGAAACUGCAAACCGCAAAAUGUCACGUGACCACGGCCUUGCGGUCACGUUUGUAGUUUGCAGUUCACGUUUGAACCGCAGGGAGGGCUUCCAGCAGUAAGUGAUUUACGGCAAGGUUUUUUACCACAAAAAAUUGUACAGCCUGACGUUUAGAGGUCUGAACUAGCUUUUUAUAUCCGUUUGCGAUGUGUUUGUUGGAUUUUUCAUCUCGAAUCAAUGAAUUAUUGCUGAUUUUUGGGCGAUUAAAGUGACGCGCUUCGACUUAAUGAAAAUGACAUGGCGGCCCUAAACAAUGAACGCGUAGUUCAAAUCGAUUUUAUAUUCCUUCCUGCCGUACUAACAAAAGAAAGUAUUCUGUUCCAAUCCAGAGUUAAAUUUUUUUUUCUUUCUUGUUACUGAAUUCAUAACUUAACUCAGUCUCUGUAGUUACUUAGUUCCUAUUUUUAACGUAUCACUCCGCGAAUUUCAUUUUAUUUUGCUUAUUUCUUUGAGACUGGGGAGCCCAGGCUUCAUAAGCCUUCUGGUUUCUUCUGGGCUCCCUUGUAACCUUACAAUUCCUAUGUGAUUGCUUGUAUUGUAUUAUAUUUUGGCUAAAUAAAACUGAACGGAACUGAACUGAACUGAACGCCUUGCUAAAGUUUGAAAUCUCGGCAACGCGAAACUGCAAACGCGUAACUGCAAACUGCGGUUUACGGUUUGCCUGAUGCUAAAGGUCUCUAUUAACUUAGAAAUUACAUACGAUAAAUUCUCUUACAAAAAAGAAAUGUGUCGGGUCCUCUUCUUAAAAAGGAAUAACCGUAAGGUUUGAUUAUCUGUCGCUCUAACUAAUCUGUGGACAGAAUCCUGUGGUCUCACCACUCACAUCAAACCUCUUUUUCUGAACUUUUGGGCAGCAAUUAGGGUCAUUUAUUUCGUAGGAUUUUACUGUUUAUACUACUACAUGAGAAAUUUCUACAAUUUGAUCGGCUUAGAGCAGUGGUAUUUCAGCGUAAUUUGAAAUACCUACUUGUAAAAAUUACAAACCUUUUGCGGGUAGUAGAAUAAACAAAUAAUAAGCAUGAUUUGUAGAUGAUAGUUGGCACAAACAUCACCUGUGAUAUUUCAAAAUUGUCUCAAAUUUUACUCGCCUAACGGCUUGUGAAAUUAAAUAUAACAAUUUCAAAAUAUCUAAUCACUCGUGGUAUUUAUAUACGAACUGUUUGAUUGGUUACCAUACUGCAGGAGUGAAAUGGGGUUUUCUUUUAAGAGUGUGUAGAUUGAUUUUAUUUUAAUCCAUUUGGUAUUUAUUUCGUCUCAGAUGCUCCCACAGCAACUACUUUUACAACUGGAACUCCAAACAAUGCUGUAGUACAAGGAACAUCAGUAACCCUUACAUGCAGUGCAAAUGGAUAUCCAGCUCCAGUGUAUACCCUAAAACUUGGAAACACAAUACUUGUCCAGAACUCUGCGACAGGAACAUAUGACAUCAGUAACGUACAGCUUAAUACUCACGAUGGUCAGGUGUAUUCUUGUGAGCCAAGCAAUGCAGAAGGAAGUGGACCACCACAAAGCCUUACUCUCACUGUACAUGGUAAGCUCUAGCUGGUACAUCUUUCAACCCCUAAUAUACAAUAUCCACAUAUAAAUUCUCCACACUGGCCUCCUUACAUUUCUUUCAAGUAUUAGCUUAGAGAAUCUGAUAAUAGAUUAAAGCUUUUUUCCUCUGGGCCGGGUUGUUCGAAGCUGGGUUAAGAUAGCCAGGGUUAGUGCAAAAUUUGAACUUAGAUUAGAGAGCUUAAAAAGUAAAUCCAGGUUAAUUCUCUUUGCCUACAACUUGAUGACUAGAUACUCUAAAAAGAAUAGAGAAAAUUAUCCUAGAGAGUGCCUUUGAUGAAAAGAAAAAGAAACCCAGGUAAGCGCUAAGCGGCAUUCGGACAACUGGGCCCUGGUGAUUAUUUCACUUUUUCUCAUAACGUUUCCUUUUAUAUUAUUGUAUUGAUGUUGUAAGAAGAAAAUUGUCGUUGAUCACUUUUGGGACUUGAGGCAAAUGCUGAAUUAUGCCUGGUCUUGAACUGAAGGACUGUCAAGGAAAGAUCUGCAAAAACAGCUACUAACAGCAAAGUUUCAAGACUGUGUUCACCAAAAACUCAAAUUUACCAACUUAACUCUCACUGCUCACUUUUGGGAGCAAGGCUUGGCGCAGUGGUGAGAGCACUGUCCUCCCACCAAUGUGACCCGGGUUCGAAUCCUGGCGUCGACGCCAUAUGUGGGUUGAGUUUGUUGUUGGUUCUCUCCCUUGCUCCGAGAUGUUUUUCGCCGGGCACUCCGGUUUUCCCCUCUCCUCAAAAACCAACACUUCCAAAUUCCAAUUCGAUCUGAAACGCAGGGAGACGUUUCAACGAGUUGUCAUGAACUCCCAAGUGCUCCGUGGGUAAACAAAUUACAAUUACACUGGAUAUGUAGGAUAAAUUUGCUUCCUUGAAACUGAAGUUACGCUCACUGAAAGCUUGCCGAAGCUGCCAAACGGUUACAGAACCCCAGAACACCGCGCCGCAAGCACUGAUCAUCAGCGCGAAUUUCUGAACGGCUACUUGACUGUACAACAUCGUUCCUUGCAGAAAACAAAAUCAUUGUGUCAAAACCUUGCUUCUCGGAACUCGAGACUCGAUCCUCGCGUCUCGAAACUCGAAACGUAAUCGAGUCUCGAGAAUCAAAUAGAGACUGUCAACUUAGGGCCUGUUUACAAGGAGAGAGGGUUACUCUUGUGCUAGGGUUACCCUAGCAAGUGGGUUUAAGUUAAAUCUGGUUUACAAGCAAAUUUAGCAGGUAGGGUUACCCUAUCACCAGGGUCAACUUUAACAGCUUUACUGACGUGUUUCGUCAUGCGUGACAUUCUUUGUAACGUUCAAGAUUUGAAAUAAGACUUGAGGUUCUCUAUGGAAAAUACCUCAUAAAGUUCAGAAAUUGGAUAAUUCCAUCCAAAUUGUCAAGAUUACUGGUCACGCAUGAUGGAGGAAAGUUGUCCCUGGUAGGCGAGUUAUCGUUAGCAGAGCGUUUACAAGGAAGAUACAACGUAGGGUAACCGUCUUGCUAGGGUAAAUCCUAGCACUCAGGUAGGGUUACCAGGGGGCAAAGAAAGUCAUUUUUACAGUUUGCCAUUCGGGCAAGCUGAAGCUAAUAUUUACUAGCCCAAACAUCAUUUCAACCAGCCCCAAAAACGUUUUGAUGAGCAAAUUGAUGUAAUUUGAAUUCCUCAAAAAACACUUCACUUGCCCAUGGGGCAAGUUAAUAACAGAAUUCACUAGCCCGAUAGCAGAAUUCACUAGCCCCGGGCUAUCAGACACUACUUUCUUUGCACGCUGGGUUACCCUUAGGCUAAUGUUAGGGUAACCCUACGUGUGCUGUAAACAUGUCGUGUAAAAAAAGAAGAAAUGUGUGAGUGCUAGGGUAAACCCUAUGACAGGGUUGAAAAAUCAUUGAAUUUUAGGGGAAGUCCUUGUAAAGUCCUUGAAUUCCAUUUUUCCUUCAAGAGUCCUUAAAUUUCUAUGCAAGUCCUUGAAAAGUCCUUGAAUGUAGCGGCCUGGAAAGUGUUUUUUGAUAUUUUUUGGUUGUCCAAGACAGAAUAUGAAUCAUAGCUCAGAGAAGUUAACGGUUAUUUACACAAAGUGCUCAAUGUUUUAUGCAAUAAUUAACUAUUAAUUUAAGACAGGUGAACUGAAAAAUGUAGGGAAGUUGGUGAAGCAAACAGUUCAAGCCUUAAAGUCUUAUUAGAAUAGACUGGGAAUGUGCAGUUUUGUACAAUUAUAUUCCUAGUAGAUGGUCCUGGAAAAUCUAAUGUAGUCCUUGAAAAGUCCUUGAAAAAUGGUUACAAUUUUUUGUAUGAACCCUGUAUGAGUGCAAGGUUACCCUAGUGUUAGGGUAACCCCACCUGCCUUGUAAACAUGUCGUGUAAAAAAAGAAGAAAUGUGUUAGUGCUAGGGUAUAACCCUCUUGCUAGGGUAACCCUAGCAGCAGGGUCACCCUCCCUCCUCGUAAACAGGGCCUUACUUUUGAGCGGUACUGUAUACAGUUUUUUUAACACACAAAUUGAGGCUUUUCAAUUUUUUUCCUAUUUUUUAUGCUGCGCUGUAUAAGCAGUUGUAGGGUGGCGUUUUGUGCGUGCACAAGGCAACUCCAACAGGGAAGAGCCACCCAUUGGAUCUGUUAAUAAACCAUUAUCAUUAUUAUUAUUGUUAUUAUUAUUAUUACUUAUACACCUCAUCUUAAUAACAAUAAUAAUAAUAAUCGUAAUAAUAAUAAUAAUAAUGAUAAUAAUAAUAAAUAAUAAUAACAGAAAUAAUGCCUUUAUUUCGCCCGUUAAAAUACGUAAACGUUACAGAGAGUGAAGUAUACAAAUCAUGAAAAUCGAACAAAUUAUUUACAGUUAUCAUAUAAAACCUGAUAAAACAUUGAAUAUCUAUAGUGUUAAAUUCCUAAGUUGUAUUUAAACCUUAUUCUAUUAAAGUAACAAUUGUUAAAACGUUCUGUAUUAAUCCGUGGUAAUUGACUUGACUCAAAGGUGAAUCAGAGCCACCCUGAUUUUCACGUCUGUGCCAUACCAUAUAAGUGAUUUAUUCUUUUGUCCCUAAUGCAGAAGAUAGAAAUCACAGUUAUGAAUUUUUGUUGCUGGUUAGUGCUCUUCAGAACAGUUCACCACGUACUUUUUGCAUUAUCUUUCACAGUUCGUCCAAGAUUUAAUCCUCCUCAGACACUGCCAACAACCAAACAGAUCAGGAACGAGAAUCAAACUAUGGACUACACUUGCACGGCUGAAGCCAAACCUUACGCAAGCAUUCGCUGGAUGUUAAAUGGGCAGAAUCUGACCAACAUCGCACCUUACAACAUCACAGAAAGAAUUUCUGGCCCAGCAGCUUCAAGACUCUUCACGACCUUUGGAUAUCUGAACAUAAAGCAUCUUACGUGGCAACAGUAUGGAAACUUCUCUUGUGUGGCUAUCAAUGAUGCUGGCUCUGUAAAGCAAAACACGGAACUUGAAGUCAGAUGUAAGUCAUGAAUACCAUAAACUGCUGUUUAUAAGCUCCUCUACUGAUGAGCCCCCCUUCCCCUUUAAAUCCGAUUAUAAUCCCUCCCUGAUACAAUCCCCUUCAUAAUGUAUUCAGAUGGAUUUGAUUUAUUUUGACGUUUUGAUACUUAAAUAAACACUAGCAGUGAUUUUAUUACAAACAGUUGUGGUGAGUCCUUGGACUUAUCUUGUAAAAAAAUCACGAGUCACAAUCCAGAACCGAUGAGCCCCAGUUCAAAAAACAACGAGUCCUCACUUGAAAAUGCGUGGGAUUUUAUCAAACCAGGCAUUUAAUCUGAAGACAGACUCCAAAACUCCAUAGUAGAGUAUACUGAAAUUAAAAUACAGUCCUUCUAUUUUAAAGCAUAGCAAAGGCUAAAUAAAACAUUUAACCUUUGUUAUGCCUUAAAAUAACAGCCGUAACUGCCACAGAAGUCACUCGAACAGGAUAUUCCACAAAAUCACAUCUUCAUAUCGAUCGACCGGUUUUGGCCAUGCCAUGAAUUAUUUUGCAUCUAUGGGGAUUUUAAUGCGUCAGAGAUGCAGGACGCAGAGGUAACCAAUUCACUGCACUAGUUAAUGCAAGACGUAUUUCGAUCAACACUGACAAAGCUUCUUUCGAAACGCUUUUUCUGUUCAGGGGCGUAGCCAGCUUUUCGACUAGAUGUAGGCCUGGCUGACCUUCAUUUCAACAUAUCCUGAAAAUUCCACGCAUGACCAGUACGCACUGACCUCACCAACACUUUGAGCUCUUAAGCUUUUCAGCUCACCCCAAGAACGCAUUAUUUUUUACAAGCGGUAUAGUGAUCAAACCAAAAGUUUGUAGGCCCGGGCUCCUGCUGUUCCAGUUUUAUACCCCCUUGGAUAUAAACUCCUCGGUUCAUACGUUCUCCUAAAAACCCCAUGCGAAGAUGUAUAAGGCUUAAGCCCAGGGCUUAUUAAAAGCUAACGUUUACGGUAUUAUUAGGUCCUCUAUCAGUGCUGGAAAAAAAGUAAUGAAUUCCAGCUGUCACAUUUUGCUUGCUUGUCUUUGUUGAUGGUUCAGUUGCAAGACGUUUUGCUCGAAUCUUCGCUUAUUGGGAUUCAAGUGACCUUAAAGACUGCCUAGCUAGGAAAUCUACUCGCCCAGGAUGACUGGCCCGGGCCGGGAUUUUUUGAUGCCCUGAUUCUAUUCUAUUAUAUAAAGUGAAUCAGAGAAUGCGAAAUUACAAGAACAUUCCCUCUGGUUUACCCCUUCUUGCAGUGAAUUGCUGGUUUUCACAUAACGUCGUCAAAAUUCAAUACUAGAGAAUUAUCAAUCCUCUUGAGUUGUUACCUUCAAGAAGGAUUGGAGCAGCUAAAAACUCAUUUUCACGCAAAUUUUCACUCCGAAAGGGCGCUUUGUUUUGCGAUACAGUACGCUUGAAUUUCUAAACCUUUGCGUGAAGCGGAAAUUACUUGGCGGCCGAGAUAUCUGUCAUGUGGGUUAAAAGAAGGGACUCAUUUUGGGGCAUUUUGAUAUAGGAACAGUCAUUGUACUUGAAAACAGUAUUACAGUACUUAUUUUAAGAGUUCUUAAGAGAUGAAUUACGCUUUCAUAGCAAAACGCAGUAACAUAUGUUUCUGUUGGUUUACGGUCGUCAUGUUGGUAGUCAUCCGGAUGGACACCAACAUGACACCAUACAAUGCUCUCUAAAGUUUGGGUAAAACAUUUCUCCGAAUAUGUCGCAUAAUAUUAUGAAAAGUUGCACUUACCGGAAUCUUGGUGAGAAUCUUUCCAUAUUUAUCUCCUUUCAUAUUCCAGAUUCUGUUCUUAGUCUAUUCAACGGUUUUGAUUCUUAUUUUUGAUGGCGGGUGACAGGGAAAACCAGCAAUACUCCUCAUUCGCCGACCAAAACAAGAUCUCCUGAGAUUUUGAUCUUCUGUUCAUUUUGUUAUCAGAUCGACCAGUUGUUCAGUCUCCUGCUGAUCAUCUUAAAAACCUCACCCUGGCAGAAGGAGAGACGGCAACUUUCAACUGUAAAACAAUCGGCAACCCACCAACCACAGCUCACAAAUGGCAGUUUAAAGGAAAUGAUUUGCAAGGAGAAGCGUGCAAUAAUUGCCCAACAACAACUUUGAGAAUAGGAUCAGUAGAACGAAAGGAUGAAGGAUCGUAUGGCUGUGUUGGGACUAAUUCAUUGGGUGAUGGGCCUCCUGCGAAAGCACAGUUGCUUAUUAAACGUGAGUAACCAGCGGCUACCAUUUCUGAUUUCAGCCCUUCAAGUUGCGAUAUGGGCAUACAAAUUCUACAGAAUGACCUCCAUACACAUUUUCCCUUAAGCAGAGUUUGUCAUGCGUGGAAAGUCAUGAAAUUUAACAAUUUCAUUUUCCAAGUCAUAGAAAAUUAAAGUUUGUUAUGUUUGGUAGAUUGGUUACUGCAGUUGUCAAAACAAGAAAGAUAGAGACAAGUGAUUAAACAGCACGAAUGGCACCCUUUUUGGGGAUACCAGAGUUUGUCUAAUGAACUAAGUUUGGUCAAAAACUACCAUUUGUAAUGUUUGUGAACUAACUCCGCAAUGCCCAUACUGACAGUCUUUCUACAUUAAAUCUCUUAAAUUAUAGAACAAAAGGGCUUCAAGUGACUUACAUUUUUCUUUGCCUACAGCCUGGCUAUGUUAAUGUGCAAAAACAGAAAAAAAAACUUAUUAACUUUAUGUCUACUAGUGUAAUUUUUUAUUUGUGAACGUUUUUGUAUUUUACAAAGAAAUAAAACCUAAGAUGUACCGUUAAGAUUAGACGUUUUGUUCAAGAGUGAGAAUGUGCUGUCAACAUUGCCAGCGAGAGAAGUUUUCGGCCAGUCAAGUCGCCGAUCUGGCCGGUAACUGUCACUUGAUCGGCCUUUAUCUUGCGCCCUGGUUUAUCAUUCUUCUUUCACAAUCUCAUCUCAUUUGCACGUGCAUGCUUCAUUUUCGUGGAGAGUAAGAAAUGGUAGUUGAUUUUUUUUUAUAGGCAAACCAACAAUUGACUAUUUUCCUAAAAGUGUGUACACGAUCAAUGAAACCAACAACAUCACCAUGGUGUGUGGGGCUGAUGGCGUCCCUAGACCAACCAUUACUUGGAAGAAGAUGAGCAGUGGCAGGAUUGUAGGAGAAGGGGAAGAGUUUCAUAUCGUGGCCGCUUCUAAGACUGAUGAUGGUGUAUACAUUUGUUUUGCACAAAAUGAGUUGGGCGAUGAUUCCAAAGGAGUCACACUCCAGGUUCAAAGUAAGUUAGUGGCUGGGUAGUAUUAGAGACAUUUUAGAUUCUAAGGAGAGUACGACUACAAGUACGAGAUUUUCUCAAUAAUAAGUAGUGUACGCGCGUGAACCAGCAUCAAUUUGGCGGGAAAACGUGGUAGCCGUCGUCGUUCUACUACGAGUUUUCGCGCGAAUGUUGUGGUGGCGAAAACAAGAUAUCAAAUGUUAAAAGUUUUAUUAUUUUGCCAUCGGGAGAGCGCGUAACUUCGUUCACUAAAGAUAACUAUGCUAACUUUUCUAGUGAAAAAUGGCAAAAUGAAGCUUUCGGGUAGUCUUUAUUUUGAGAAGACGCGAAAAAACUUCAGCUCAAAUCUCGUACUCGCAGUCGUCCUCGUCCUGGUAUCUAAAGGUCUCUAAUGUUAUGUUACGGGGUAACCUGCGUAGAAAGCGUUUUGUAGCCAGCGUCGCAGACGUAAUUUAUUCCCGGUUAAUAACGUCUGCGAAGCAGCGCCCAAAUCCCCGUUCUGGGCCCCCAACGGACUCAACGAAUUACCGGAAAUCGACCAUGGCCUUUUAAACAGGCCAAUCAUGGCGCGUACUCAAAUCUUGGUACACAGGGGGUGGGCCCAGCAGAUGUAUUUUGGCAUUGUCUCGCAGACGUACUUAACCAGAGUUUUAUAGUUUUGUUUGUGGCGCAGAUUUUUACAUGCAUAUAAACUGAAGUCUAUUAUGUCUAGUAACGUAGCCUGAAACUGUUUUGUUUGAUGGAAAAAGUUGCACGAGUAGAUUAUUCGUUUUCUGAUAGAUUCAAAUAAAAUCCACUUAGCUGCCUCAAAAAAAGUUCUCAGGGACUCCUGCCAUGAAAACCCCAAUCAGGCAGGAAGAAAAACAGUUGUUUACAUGCAUGUUGCUGUAUAACUACGUGUAAUAAACAAAUCCAGCUAGUAAUUAGAAUAGGAUUUGAACCUCUGGGCCGGGUUGUUCAAAGCAGGGUUAAGUUAACCCAGGGUUAGCAAGAAAUUUGAUUUCAGAUAGGAUACCUUAAAAAGAAAAUUCAGUUUUAUUCCUUUUCCCUACAAUUUCAUGAUUGGAUGCUCUAAGAAGAAGAGAGAAAAUUAUCCAGGGAAAGGCUUUUGAACAAAAGAAAAGGAUACCCAGGUUAAAAUUUAACCCUGGGUUAGCAUUAGUCGGCCUUCGAGCAACUGGGCCCUGGAAUGCAAUUCAUGGCCACACUGACUGUUGGUAGCCUGCGUGCCGUCACAGCUGUAAUCUACCCCCAGUUAGUAAUGUCUGCGAAUCAGCGCCAGGAUUCUUGUCCUGAGCCCCAACAGUCUCAGUAAAUAACUAGAGGUGCGUUGCAAAUUUCCCUUCAACCUGAUUGGCAAAUGGACGAUGGCAUCUAUGGACAGGCCAAUGAUGGCGCAUUCUCAAAUCCUGAGGUUUAGUUUUGUCGGUCGCACAGGCUACAAUCCACCUGCAGGAUUAUACAACAUUCUGAAACUGUAUUAAUAAAGUUUUUUUUAUGUUUUUAGACAAGCCUCAAAUAACUUUUCUGACCGCGAAUCAAACAGCAAAUGAUGGCACUGAUGUGUCAUUCUUCUGUCGAGCUGAUGCUGUUCCCACACCUACCGCAUACAACUGGUUUAAAAAUGGAGUAACAAUACCCAGUGGUCCAAGUGGAGAUUUUGUCAAUUCUGGUCAAGAAUUAACAGUGAAAAAUGUUAAAAAGGACAGUGCUGGCCGAUACAGUUGUUCUAGCACGAAUAUUGUCGGAACUGGAGAAGAAAAAUCUACUUUUCUCGCUGUUAACUGUGAGUUAAACUUAUUUUUUUCUUAGCAGCUUCUCUUAAGUAAACUUGUUUUCUUACCCUUUAACUCAAACUACAUGUAAUCUUUUUGCACCUUAUAACACUUGGUCAAUCCAAAGAAUAUCAUAAAAAUUAGGGCCCCCAAAAACCCUUAAAUUCAGCUUGGUCUUUUGGACAGUCAAGCAGCGCCCUCUUUUUGCUUGCUUAGUUUUCUUUUUCCAUCAUUCCUCUCCGGCCCAGUUUAACUUGAAAACAAUGUACUAGUGAUAACCAAAGGUUAGGAAAUGCAGGCGAGUUUCAGGAUUCUGAUCGAAGUCAAAAUCACUCUCGCUUCAAUGCUGGUUCAUUAAACAUGUUUCACGCGAUAGAAGGUCAAAACGUGCAUGAUCAGAUUACAAGCGAAAGAAGGUCCAAAUGCACAUGAGCACAUGGCAUUCUAUGCAUUUCAUAAUAUUUAGUGGAAGUAAAAAUGAAUGCUGGCUACAUUCCAUAAUAGUAUAUGUGCUGCAGUUAAUUUUUUAUUUCACUUAAUUUUUGUUCCUCCUUUGUUUUGAAUUCAUUAGCACACAUUACCAUACCCAAAAACAAUGGAAAAAAAUUAACUGAAAUAAAAAAUUAACUACAACAUACACAUCUAGCCGGGUUUACGAAAACCCGCACAAGUGGACUCCUGGAGACCACACACCUUAAACUGACUCAACUAAAAUAAAUAUUGUCCAGAAACUCAGCUCUUACCCAUGGUUCUCUUAAGGUGACUCUCUUCUUGGUUCCUGAUUAGCAAAAGAAACAUUCAAGUCCAUGAAAAAGACACUCUGGACUUGGCCAUACACUCUAGCUGCUUGAAGGCUCUAAAUGACAGAGGAUGCUUGAUACUUAAGUUCUAAGCAGAGAAUUCAAGAUUAAAUCACCCCCCCUGACAUCCUCCCUCCCAGCCUAGCACGUGGUUGAGGGGAAUGCUUUUGUUGGCCAAUGGGCCUCAAACAUUACAAGAAUUUGACAUGACAAACUAAAGGCAGACAUGACGAGUGCACUGACUCUCCCAGAGCAAGACUAACUGACAGUACCACGCUUUUGCAGCACCCUCCCCCCUAAGUUUUGAUAUGGAGUCCCCUUCCCAACCCAUGGCGAGCUAGCUCAGGGACUGGGCUUGACAAUGAGACCAACCAGGACAGCAAGUUCCUUAGGUUUUUUCUCACCGCAGUGACCAGAAACCUGGCUAUCGCCAGGCUCGUGUAAUCAGUGUUCUUCUCAUCUUACCGCCGGCAACGGCCUGAAGGCUUACUGAACUUAAAGAAGUACUUUUAAAAAAUACACUUCAAACUUGUGAUCUGAUCCGAUUCUUACAUGCCACAAGGAAAUGAACGAAUAUAUGUAAAAGUACUAAAGUAUGGACAGCUUUUCUUUUUAUGGGCCGUGCAUUUUGGAAAAAGAACAUUGGAGAAAGAGUAAAAUUAUUGUAAUCAAUCGUUUUAAAUUGUUGUAUAAAGGUAGAAACGGCCGUUUUGCAUAAAAUAGGGCUGGAAAUAGGGGAAUGACGUUUCAGAAAACUUAUCAGCUCCUAAAUUUCCCAGCAAGGGCGGGGUCAUGUCCUGCACUCCACUACCACCCUGCCCCCAAGAAAAGUGCAUCUCUAGUGCAUAUUUUUUGCCUUACUGGCUAUGAAUGGUCCAAUUAUCUGCUUAUCUAUAAUGAGCAUAAUUAUUAUUAUGGCAGUACAAACGUCUAGAUGCCCAGAGUAAAAAUUAGAAGCUGUGGAUGAGCGGCAAAUCGUAACCAGUCGUAGCAUCGACUAAAAUUUGCAAUAACAAUUAUACAAUAAUUUGCGCAAAAAAAACCUGGAUAAAAAUGAUUUGAUAAAAGUGUCAUAAAAAAACUUACAAGCUUUAUGGACGUCUUGAUUAUAAAAUAGAAAUGUUCAUAAGUUAAAAACUAUCGUUCAUAUAGCUGUCCAUUAAACUGUGAGAACGUCUAAGGUAUGUCAAUAAAAUUUACAAGUUUAAGUAUCUGUUAAAAUAGGUGUUUAAAAUUCUUGUAGAUAUCUAACCGCUCAGUUUGAAUAUUCUAGCAAUGUGUAAUGAACUAGACAGGAUUGUCUUCUGCAUUUGGCGCAUAACUGAUUCACACUUGUCUCCUGCAAGCUCUUUUAUAUUUUGCUCAACCUCUUUCGCACAUCCUCCAAGGACAUCGAUGAUGAUGUUAUAUUGAUUGACCUUGUACUGAAGAUAUCGGUUCGUCAGCUCUAGUCUCAGUUGACUGUACUUCGUUGUCUUCUCGAAAUCUUUAGACUCUCUAUUUCUCUAUUUUCCAGUCAUGGACAGCUGAGUUCAAUCUCUCUGACUUGAUUUCUGGUCUUGUCAAUGAUCGUGGCAUCGAUUCUAUUAGCUUUUACUCGAGUUGUGUCAGCGAAUAAUAGGACGUCCCAGAAGGCGGUUGCACGCUCAUUCUCGUACAGCGGCUUGGUUGUAACUUGUGAGAACCACGGUUCAACUUUAGCAGUAAAUAAUAAAUAAAUAAAUAAAUAAAUAAAUAAAUAAAUAAAUAAAGAUUUGGAGGUAGCACAUGCGCAAAGUGGUUCUUCGUUUACCUGAUUCCUGGUCGAAAUGGAAGUUAGAAAUGUUCGUUUUUGAGGAGAGGGGAAAACCGGAGUACCCGGAGAAAAACCUCUCGGCGCAAGGGAGAGAACCAUCAACAAACUCAACCCAUGUAUGAAGUCGAAGCCGGGAUUUGAACCCGGGUCGCAUUGGUGGGAGGUGAGCGCUCUCAUCACUGCGCCAUCCCUUGCUCCCCUUGCUAAUGAGAUCUAAAGAUCUAAGGACUUCAAAGUGUAUGAUCUUGAAAGCAUUGUUAUGUCUCUGUAGCUACUUUGUAGCCAGUGCACUUCAGAAUGUGCUGCACAUUCUCCAGGGAAUCCCGCAUAGGCGGCAUUUUUCAUCAGUGACUUGUGAUUUUUUUUUCUCUUGUAGUAAACCUUGGUAGGUAACAGUUGUUGGUAAAGUUCUUGUACUCCAGCGAUGGUAUCCGUUGGGGCAUUCUUCCAUAAAGCAAGUCACGCAAAGCACUCCUCCAGUUUAACUUUCUCGUCGUCCCAUCUGUUCUUGAUAAGCACUCCUUGUCCUCUCCCUCAGAUAUCGUUGAUUGUAUCUCCUGCUUGCGGGCUUUGUAGAUGGCCUGCUGGGGCAGGGAAGUUUAACCACAACUGUAGAUCCAGCUCCUAAGCGUACUUCUUAGCGUUUUUAAUGAUGGAGUGGCGUCCAUUCUGUACGGCUAGCUCUUCAAACGAUCUUACGGUUAUCAUCGUAGGGUCAGCGUUGCAAUAGAGCUUUACUGCUGCUUUGAUCUUAGUGUUCUUGUAUUCAUUCUCCACGGACUUGAGACCUCCGUCCACCGAGCUUCCUAGACAUCUAGAGUAUCGCUGUAGAUCCCUUAGGGUGAUUUCCUCCAUUCUCCACGAUGGUCUUUCUUCCCUCUCAGUCAAGCUGUCGGAUGUUUGCUAUCGGCCAAGUUGGUGUCCACAUCAAGUAUGUAAGUACUGGUUAAGGGUACUGAUUGAACGCCACUACAUUUGCCUGAUCUGACAAUGGGCUGGACCAGAUGAUUGAUAGCCUCUGUAAGUAUGUCUUUGCUGCGGCUUCCAAUACUUGCUUGGUGUUUUCGAAGACGCCUAGGAACUUAUAGUUGUUAUGUUGGUCCAGGCUCUUGAUACGUGUAAGAUCAGCUAUCUUCAUAUCUCCACUUCCUUGCUCAACUUGUCCCCUUUUAACGUGUAUCACUGCACACUUCUUCUCAUUCCACUUCAAACCGGUGAUUUCCAUUCCAUUCUUUGUCACUGUCAUGACUCGUUUUACUAGCUUGUUCUCAGAAGCAGCAAACAACUUCAUGUCGUCGAUGUAUAGCAGGUGAGUGGUCUUAGUUGAUAUAGGCUUAGAUCGCCUGUAUUCCUCAUCCGUACCUUCCAUGCGAUUGGAUUUAAGCACGACAUGAACAACAUGGGACAGAGCGCAUCACCUUUCGGCAGUCCUUUCUUAAAACGUAUUUUAGGAGAGAUGUCUUUGCCUUUGGUCGUUUGGGCAACAAUCCUAGUAUUCCAGCUGUUAGCAAGCUUCUCUAUCACCUUAGCAAGCCAUAUAGGGAACCUCUGUAAGGUGAACACUUCAGAUAAGCAACCAUGAUCAACAAAAUCAAACACAUGUCAUUAUUAUUAUCGUUAUUAUGAGUAUUACUAGUUUAUUUAUUUGUAGGUGUUUUGCUUUUAGAUGCCCCCCAGACAGUCACUGUAACACCCAAUCCAGCAGUCGUCAAGCUGUCACAGAGUAUAACACUAGACUGUGCAGCUGAUGGGUAUCCUGUUCCAGCCUUCUCUUGGCAGUUUAACGGAGCGGUUGUAGGUGGAGCUACACAAAAGACUUAUGCUUUGAAUAAUGCAAAAGUUGAAGAUGCUGGUAACUAUUCAUGCCUGGCGAGGAACUUUCGGGGCACUAAAAAGCCACUCGAGUCGUAAAUGUGGAAUGUAAGUACAGUGGAACAGCAGUGUAUGUGCACAAAAUGAUGAUGUUUAAUACAGUCGAACUUCCAUAUGUGACCACCUCUUGUUAUGCGACAACCCCCCAAAUCCAAACCCCCAAUUUUCCCAGUGAGGCCAGGGAUGCUUUCCAUUAUGCCAAAAUUUCCGGAAAUUUCGGUCCAAACGUGAAUGGAACGGUUCGGCCCAAGAGGAAAUUUUGCUGUUAAAGUGCUGUUAAAGUGGUCCACCUCCAGAAGUGGUCCUCUUUGACUGGUUGGUCCGGAAAAUUGUCGUCCCGUUUUCAGAAAUUGUCGUUUUCAGUCCCGCUUCAGCUGGUCAUUGCACACAGUAGUCAAAAUGGCGGAUGGUUCAGAUAAAAAGUGUUUACGAGGGCAGUGUGUGUAAGCUUCAGACGCAAGACCUAAACUUUGUCCUUAUGCACAGUUGCACAAAAGACUCAGGUACAGCAACGCAUCUUAAUUUGUUUUUUCUUCUGGUUUUCAUCAGUUUUCAAAGACAAAUAUAUUACGGGCUUCUCCGAAUGUUGACGAUGUUUUCCCGAGUUUUUCUCUUCGCAGUAUGUAACCCUAGCCCUAACUACAAUACCCAACAAUCAAUUCGGUCGAAGUUUUGGUAAGGACGCGUUCCGUUUUCUCUUAAUUAGUUCGAGUGGUCUCUAACGGGUAUAAUGGAAAGCACCUAGAACUAAGUGAACAACGCAGACAGGAAACUGUCGCAAGGGACGCGUCAGCUCGGACGAGAGUACGCGUUUGUGCUGACGAGUGUCUAUGUCAUGAAAAGAUUUUUCUUUUGUAUAAAUUGACUGUGACAGCUUUGCUUUUGGGGCAUUGUUGUGAAAAACAAAACAAAUUCUCGGGUAGUCAUUCAUUCUAAGGAACUUUUCACCAUGAUUAAUCGAGAUAAAUUUGCAGACGUGCUGGGUUUCGUUUGUAAAAUAAUCGUUUGGCAUCUUAGGUUUUACAUGUACAGUGAAACCCCACCUUACGGCCACCUCGGUAAUACGGUCACCUCGUUUUACGGCCUGUUUGUUUUGGGCGCCUGGCAAAACGACCCUACAUUUUCUUGUAAAAAAAAAAACCCUCGUUAAUAAGGCCAAAUUUUUUUGGCCCACUGGUGACCGUAUAUCAGUGGGGUUCCACUGUAAUUGGAGUUCUACAAAUGUAUGUUCUUAGUCCUGAGGAGAUACCAGAAUUAGAACCUCUUGUUAACGACCACCAAUUGUAAGCGACCCACAACCACCUUUUGGCCUGAUAGCUUCAAGGUUUCCCUUGUUUUCAAACUCUUGUAAGUGACCGCUUACAAGAGUAUAUUAUAUUAUACACUUAAUGUCAGAUCCCGAGGGAAACAGUUAGUUUUGUUUUCCCGAGAGCCCUGAGUCGAGGGAAACAUCAGGACUCGAGGGAAAACAAAACUAACUGGUUUCCCGAGGGACCUGACAUUAAGUGUUUUGUUAUAUUUCUAGAAUUUCACUUCAACGGCAACAAAAGAAUAACAUGAGCGAACCAAAACAGUCAACUCGGUACUUAUAACAACACAAAUUUAAUUCUUAAAACCACUUAAUGAAUGAUUUACAAAAGUACUUUCCUUAUAUUAUCUGAAUGUUAUUCCUCCACUUGCUGCCGUUUCUCUUCUGGGAUGACUCGAAAAAUCGUUGCUUUUUAGCUUAAGGAUUCGUGUUCGUGGUCAAGCUGUUGUGUUCAUUCACGAAAAAGAAAGCUACUUUCUACCAUGCUUUAAUCACGUGUUGUAAUGUAACCCGAGUGGGGUACAUUACUUGAUCUAUCACGAUCGACAUGCAUUUGAUUUCAGUCAAGGCCACGUGACCAACAAUCAACCAAUGGCAGUCCCUGUUUAGUUGAGUGAAAGUCUGGGAAUAUAACAAAACUCUUUGCUCGCUGUAUGUACUACGCCACUCAGAGUAUAUAUUAAACUUUCAGUGACAGCAUGCAUUUACAAGUACACCAUUUAUAGCGGGGCUUCCAUACAGGGACAGAACCCCAUACUCAUAGAAUAUGGUCAACCGAGCGUACGUACGUAGGCGUCUACAGUUUGUAUGGGUGGGGUAGGGGGAGACCAUGAAAAAGAAGUGAGGGGUGUCUAAAAGAAGGAAUGCCGGGUUCACGCACUCGUGCGUCUUGUUAUAUCUAAUUUAAUGAAGUCGAGCCUAGUUUAUGGGGCUAUUUAGUUUAUGCACAUUUGUAAGAUUUGAGUCAAUGAUUUGACCGAGUACCAGGUAUAGGUGUCGAGUACAAGCUUACAGAACUUUAAAAGCCUUUAGACAUUUUCUCACCGCAGAUAGAAAGAAAACGUUCCAAAGAAUACGUAGUUAUUUUUCUGGCUGUAAAAGAAAGCUGUCAGCGAUUUUCUUGCCUCGAGUUCAUCUUUGAAAAAAGCAAACACCGGGAAGCCGGCUUAAAACACAAACCAGCUGAUUUUACUGUGAGCUGUUUUAUUGGUUACCAUACUGUAAGAGUGAAAUGGGGUUUUCUUUUAAGAGUGUGUGGAUUGAUUUUAUUUUAAUCCAUUUGGUAUUUAUUUCGCCUCAGAUGCUCCCACAGCAACUAUUUAUACAACUGGAAAUCCAAACAAUGCUGUAGUACAAGGAACAUCAGCAACCCUUACAUGCAGUGCAAAUGGAUAUCCAGCUCCAGUAUAUACCCUAAAAAUUGGAAACUCAAUACUUUUCGAGAACUCUGUGACAGGAACAUAUGACAUCAGUAACGUACAGCUUAAUACUCACGAUGGCCAGGUGUAUUCUUGUGAGCCAAGCAAUGCAGAAGGAAAAGGACCAACACAAAGCCUUACUCUCACUGUACAUGGUAAGUUCUAG